Corythoichthys intestinalis (scribbled pipefish) is the source of this 2060-nucleotide messenger RNA. Its product is annotated as TBC1 domain family member 10A-like. Lineage: Eukaryota; Metazoa; Chordata; Actinopteri; Syngnathiformes; Syngnathidae. The transcript has 10 exons. The coding region runs from base 242 to 1750 and encodes 502 amino acids. The record is from RefSeq and is a predicted model, not a curated record.
UUCCUAUCCCAAGACAAAUCACUUGACUUCACUGCCAGUCAGGACUGCUGGUCGAAGCAAAAUUUGACAGGACGUCGAGCUCAACUAUGGCAUUGUUUUCCACUUUAAUUGCCUUCGUUUAGUAAGUUCCGCUUGCAAUGCUGUUCACUAAAACGUCAAUUGACGGUGGAGCCGAGUUCUGCGCUGCUAACGCUUGCUGACGUUAGCCAACCUCGCUAGCGUGCUAGCUGUCGAAGCUAACAUGGCCAACACGGAGAACGGCCGUCGGCCCUUGGACACAAGGAGCAUUCGGACCGUCAGCAGCAGCCACAUCGAAGACGGAAGUUCGUUGGGUUCCGACUCCGAGAUCAACGGUUUCACCAGCGACAGACAAACGGACAAAUAUGGAUUUAUUGGCGGAGCACAACAGUACACGGAGGAGUCAGCUCAGGAUGUACCUACAGCAGUGCUCCGGCAAAGGGAGGUGAAGUGGUUGGAUAUGCUCAAUCACUGGGACAAGUGGAUGAUCAAGCGGUUCAAUAAGGUGAGGCUUCGAUGCCAGAAGGGAAUUCCUCCUUCACUGCGAGGCCGUGCGUGGCUAUACCUUUCAGGAGGGAAGGGCAAGAAAGAACAAAACCAUGGAAAGUUUCAGGAGUUGGAUAGCCAGCCAGGGGACCCCAAAUGGAGCGAUGUGAUUGAGAAAGAUCUGCAUCGACAAUUUCCAUUCCACGAGAUGUUUGUGUCACGGGGAGGGCACGGGCAGAAGGAUCUUUUCCGUGUUUUGAAGGCAUACACUCUGUACAGACCAGAGGAGGGAUACUGUCAGGCACAGGCUCCCAUUGCUGCUGUGUUACUCAUGCACAUGCCUGCUGAGGAUGCAUUCUGGGGGCUGGUACAGAUUUGUGAGAAGUAUCUUCCUGGCUACUACAGCCCAGGCCUGGAAGCUAUACAGUUAGAUGGGGAGAUCCUUUUUGCUCUGCUGCGACGUGUCUCUCCUUUGGCCUUCCGCCAUUUGGAGAAGCAUAAGAUUGACCCCAUCCUCUACAUGACUGAAUGGUUUAUGUGUGCCUUCUCCAGAACACUGCCGUGGGCGUCUGUGUUGCGUGUCUGGGACAUGUUCCUCUGUGACGGUGUGAAAAUAAUCUUCCGAGUAGGCUUGGUGUUGCUAAAGUGCAUGCUUGGUAGUCGUGAGAAGCUGAAGGCUUGCCAGGGACAGUAUGAAACCAUGGAGCUUCUUCGUGCAGUGGAGCCACGAUACAUGCAGGAAGGUUUCCUUGUCCGAGAGAUCUUGGAAGUGCCGAUUACAGCGCGUGACGUGGAAAGGGAACAUCACAGCCAGCUGAAGCGCUGGCGGAAGAACCGCGGCGAACUCAAUUUCAAAUCUCCUCCCAGGAUGCACGGCGCCCGACUCGUCAUGCUGGCCGACCCCCCGAGGCGCCAGGACCUGCAGCAGCAUCCCACUAUUCUAUUGGAGGAGGCGGAGCUGCUGAAGAAGGAGCAGAAGAGCAAAAAGAAAACCCUGAAGAAGUCUCAGGUCCCUGAAGAGAUUCCCAACCCUUACCCUCUUCCCAACAGUGCGCCACCCCCACCAUCUUUUCCACCAGCCCCGCCUCCAAUGCCAAACAAGGCCCUGGAGAAUGUGCCACAGACUCAAACAGAGCUACUUCACCAAGGCCGUGCGCUCCCAGCAGACCUCCCCCCUGCCAAAGAGACUCCCCUGCAGCAAUCCACACACAGCCUUAGCAGCACAGACCAAGAUACGUACCUGUAAUUCUGAAGCUUUGUAUGCGCGUGGAAGAAGCACCAGCACCCCUCAGCCAACACCUGUCAUGGAAGACAUUGUUAGACUGUUAACUCUUCUUCAGACAAUAUUUUGUCCUCUUGACUGAUGUCCACUUACGGUGUAAAACUGCCUCGAGACACUUGCCUCCAAAAGUCACGAGGGAGGCAUGCACCUGACUUCCUAGGACAACAAAGUCCUUUUUGAUGCACAAAAAAAAAAAAAAAAAUUGCCAAAGUAGAUGUAUAUGUGUGCGUUUUGUCCACUCCGAUUCAACACUACAGUGAUUUUUUUUUUUUUU